CUCCUCGGCCCCGGUCCGGCAGCCCCGGCUCCGCGCGCCCCCGCCCUCCGCGCCGCCGUGGCCCCUCGCGCCUGGCUGGCUGCCCGCGGGCGGGCCGCCCUGCCGCCUGCAGCCCACCUCCCUCUUAAAGCCGCGGCGGGAAGAUGAGGUUGCGAGAGCCGCUCCUGGGCGGCAGCGCCGCGAUGCCCGGCGCCUCCCUGCAGCGGGCCUGCCGCCUGCUCGUGGCCGUGUGCGCGCUGCACCUCGGCGUCACCCUGCUCUACUACCUGGCCGGCCGCGACCUGGGCCGCCUGCCGCGGCUGAUCGGGGUGCCCACGCCGGUGCAGCAGGGCAGCUCGAGCGCCGCGGCCAGCGGGCAGCCGCCCGGGGAGCCCCAGCCCAGGGAGCCCCAGCCCGGGGGCGCCCGGCCGCCGCCGCCGCCGCGCGUCUCCGCGCAGCCUCGCCCAGGGCGCGACCCCGGCCCGGGCGCGGAUUCCGAGCCCGGCCCCGCGAGCAACUUGACUUCGGUCCGGGUGGCCCCCGCCACCGCGCUGCCGCUGCCCGCCUGCCCCGAGGAGUCUCCGCGGCUUGUUGGCCCCAUGCUGAUUGAAUUUAACAUUCCUGUGGAUCUGGAGCUUUUGGCCAAGCAGAACCCAGAGAUAAGGAUGGGCGGCCGGUACACCCCCAAGGACUGCAUCUCUCCUCACAAGGUGGCCAUUAUCAUUCCAUUCCGCAACCGGCAGGAGCACCUCAAGUAUUGGCUGUAUUACUUGCACCCGAUUCUGCAGCGCCAGCAGUUGGACUAUGGUAUCUAUGUUAUCAACCAGGCUGGAGAUGGUAUGUUCAACCGUGCUAAGCUUCUCAAUAUUGGCUUUCAAGAAGCCUUAAAGGACUAUGACUACAACUGCUUUGUGUUCAGCGAUGUGGACCUCAUCCCAAUGGACGAUCAUAACGCCUACAGAUGUUUUCCACAGCCACGACAUAUUUCUGUCGCCAUGGACAAGUUUGGAUUUAGACUACCUUAUGUGCAGUAUUUUGGAGGUGUCUCUGCUUUAAGUAAACAACAGUUUCUUACCAUCAAUGGAUUUCCUAACAAUUACUGGGGCUGGGGAGGAGAAGAUGACGAUAUUUUUAACAGAUUGGUUUUUAAAGGCAUGUCUAUAUCUCGCCCAAAUGCUGUGGUUGGGAGAUGUCGCAUGAUCCGCCACUCAAGAGAUAAGAAAAAUGAACCCAAUCCUCAGAGGUUUUCCCGAAUUGCACACACAAAGGAGACAAUGCACUCUGAUGGUCUGAACUCACUCACCUACCAGGUGCUGGGCAUAGAGAGACACCAAUUAUAUACUCAAAUCACAGUGGACGUUGGGACACCAAGCUAGCAGUUUGAUCCAAAUAAAAGAGACUGAAAGUGGCCAGGGACCCUGCUGUGUGACUGUCAGGCUGCUGGGCCGGUCCCUCUCAUCGUACAACCUGAGUGAUAGGUCCCUUCAUGCAUCCCACAGAAGCCUUUCCAGAUGACCAGGAGGAGUGGAAUAUUUUGUCUCCAGCUUGACUUGGCCAAAUGUGACUUCUUAGCAGUACAAGGUGUUGGCAGUAUAGAAACUGUCAGCCUGUGGGGGCUUCUUGACGUGUUCAGAAUGUCACCCCAAAGCCUCUGAACUGUGCAGCUCAGAAUUGGUGACUGUUGGACUCAGUCCCACUGAGGAAACUGCUGACUUGUGAAAUGGGUAAGAAUUUUGCUUUAAAUUGGGAUGUUUUUAUGGCCUCAUGAAAAAUUGGAAAUUGCUGCUAAAAUUGAUUGGUAUGAUAUCUUUCGGUAGUCAAGUUUUAACAAAAAAACCCAAAGUUUCAACCAGUCUCUCAUUGUGUCCCCUCCCCCCACCAUCUUUCGGUGGUGUACAACUAUUACAAUCAGUGUGUGCUGUGUGACUUUUCAGAAAAAAGGAGUUUUAAAACUUGAGCCUUGAACCUCUGUCCUGCUUAUGUAUGAAUCCCAGGGCAACUUUAGCCAUCAGAGCAAAGGCCUUGGGUGUUCUCACAGUGCCUGUCUCCAAGUUGUCUGAUUUCUGAAUGUAAAGAUUUUUUUUAAAAGAAGCAGCUUGUAGUAUUUUAAAGAAAAAAAUCAAGUUCUAAUUAUGGUCUAUCUUGCUACUUGUGUUGAUCCACAUUUGCAUAACUGUUUAGUGUGAAGUCAUGACAAUUUAUUUUUCUGGGCAUGUUAUCUAAACUUGAAUUGCCUAUGUAUUUUUUUAUUGUGGCAUUUUAAAUGUGGGAGGGGAUUGAACAUUUUUUUAGGAGAAAACAAAUAAUGUAUGCUGUAAUGGCCACAAAUGGGCCUCUUGAUUUAGCUGGCAGGCCAGGUUUUAUGAAGAGAAGAAUCACCUUUGGAUCUUUUGAUGUGGUAAAGCCUUCUGGUCAGCGUUAUACUGCCAGACCUGGGGGCAAAGCCCAGAGCCAGGCUCGGCCUGCUGGGUGGAACUCUCCCUCCCCACCCUCCCCAGGUAGGCAGCUCCCGGGCCUCAGCCUUGUCCACCAAGUACGCCAGGCCCAAGGCUGCUGGGUUGUAAAUAAGGCAGUCAGGUUGUUUACAGCCCCCUGUUCCUCCCCAGCUGGAGGGAACUUCUGUUCAGGCAGAGACUGCUCCCCAGAGCCUCGGUGGCCACACUCCUGGCCCACCCUGCAUUCCCGGGUCUUCUCCUUCCUCCCUACCUGCCUUUCUCCUUUCUUCUUUUCUUUCCCCUUUAGUUCCUUCGCCUCUUGUCUGUUCCCUAAAAUUUGCCUGUGGCACUCAGGGUCCAAAAGACUAUUCAUUCUCCAGCAGGACUGUGCCUUUUAAUUAAUGAUUAGAAAGUUCAGCUGCACCCACACCUCCAGCUCCUCCUGAGACCUCUGGUGCCUAAAGCCUCCCUUUCCCCCUCAGGGUUUUAGCAGGUGCUCCCCCCGACACGGGGUCCUUCACAAACCCACCUCUCCUGGGCAGGAGGCACUCCUACCACAGAAUGCCUCCCCACGUCCAUCCUGGGCUGAGGUCCUAAGGGUCAGCUACCUAAUCCUAGGGUUGAGCCCUUUGCCAGAACCCAAGCUUACUGCCCUUCUGGGCACCAGCCCUGAGUGUAGAGGCUGAGCUGAUGCCUAGGCCCUAAUCCUACCUGUGCCUUUAUUGCUUUGAGCAUCUUGAAUGCUGACUUGGUUCUUUUUCCAGAAGUCUUUGUUUUGGUAAGAAAUUUCCUUCCUCUGCAGAGCAGGCAGGGCAAUGCGGGUAUUCCUCCCUCGGUUCCCCACGCCUUAAAAUGAUAUUAUUAAAACUUAGAAUGACUGCACUGAGAGAGAGUUUUGAGAAAUACAGAGGCCUUCUGUCCCUAGAUCCUGACUUUUCCAAAGUGCCUUAAAAAAGGAAACAGUGCCCUGAAUGGUGACUUCCUUCACUCUUGAUAUUCCUUUUUUGUUUGUUUGUUUCCUGUCACAGUUUCAUUCAUAUGAGUAUGUGAUUCAUUCUCAGAACUAAGGGAAAUUCUGCUUCACCUGUCCUGUCCUCCCUCCUUGCUGACUUUCCAGUGCUCUUAGGGGGUAACCCCAGGCACAGCUGUGACAUUUGCCCAGCCCAGGAAAUACUGUCGGUUCAGUUUCUUCACUGGACCUUCCAGGGCUGCGAGUUCAGAAAGCCUUUACCUUCUCUUGGUAGUUACUCCCUUGAAAUUGUCAUGUGCUGUGCUUUUCUCUGUGUCUGUCCAUCCUGUUGCCAGUGACCCCAUGUCAAGUAGCCUUUGGGAAAGAUCCAAGUUGGCACAGAAGAGCAAAAGAAAUGCUGUACUAGCCUUUAGCCUGACCAUUGUCUCCACUGAGCACUGGCCUGGGUGUGGGGUGCCUCACACAACCAGGAAACAACUUUCAUGUCCUUGAGACCUGUUGAGCUAUGUAUUUUUAUUUCUUGCAUAUGCAAAUAUGUAUACUUACUGUGGGGGAGGUCAGUUUCUGACCUUGGUGUUCAGAACAGACAACUGUAUUUUUGCCUGUGAAAUCCAGUAAUAUAACAUGAAUAAAUGAUCCUAUCUUUGUAA
Cavia porcellus (domestic guinea pig) is the source of this 4034-nucleotide messenger RNA. It is a transcript of the gene B4galt1, whose product is annotated as beta-1,4-galactosyltransferase 1. The coding region runs from base 144 to 1355 and encodes 403 amino acids. Gene Ontology annotation, biological process: carbohydrate metabolic process; protein N-linked glycosylation. The transcript is spliced from 6 exons. Gene Ontology annotation, cellular component: Golgi apparatus. Gene Ontology annotation, molecular function: cytoskeletal protein binding; beta-N-acetylglucosaminylglycopeptide beta-1,4-galactosyltransferase activity. The record is from RefSeq and is a predicted model, not a curated record. NCBI's taxonomy places the organism in Eukaryota, Metazoa, Chordata, Mammalia, Rodentia, Caviidae.